CGGCAGGGAAACUUCACGAGGUUCAUCAAUCACAGUUGCCAGCCCAACGCGCAAUUCCAGCAGUUUGUGUGGAUGAGCACGCAGCGUAUUAUCCUAGUGAGCAAGGGCAUUGAGGCGGGGCACGAAGUCACGGUAAAGUAUUCUGAAGCUACUGGCUUGGUUCGAACGAAGGAUGUCUCUACGGAGAGUCAUAUUGCCGGUACCAGAGUGCACCUCGUCGGGGAUAAAUGAAUUUGC
Messenger RNA from Colletotrichum acutatum, 237 nucleotides. RefSeq lists its product as uncharacterized. The transcript has a single exon. The annotation marks the transcript as partial. Lineage: Eukaryota; Fungi; Ascomycota; Sordariomycetes; Glomerellales; Glomerellaceae. The record is from RefSeq and is a predicted model, not a curated record.